CGUGAUUGGCUGCGCCGCCUCCACGUGAUGCUGGGCUGGCGGUGGCGGUUGCCGGGGCGACAGCUGGAGCAGGGGUGGCCGAGCAGGUUAAGGGAGCGUGUGUGCGGCGGUGCAGCAGAGAUUUUUGCUGUGAGAAUUAACGGUAACCGUUCAAUAUGGGAGAUGUUCUGGCUCAUGAAUCAGAAUUACUUGGACUUGUGAAAGAGUAUUUAGAUUUUGCUGAAUUUGAAGACACCUUGAAAACAUUUUCAAAAGAAUGCAAAGUAAAAGGAAAGCCAUUAUCUAAAACAGCAGGUGGCUGUUUAAGAGACGCCAAAUCAUUGAUCAUCCAGAAGGACCUCGUUGCUGCAUUUGACAAUGGUGACCAGAAGGUGUUCUUCAAUUUGUGGGAGGAGCAUAUUCCCAGUUCCAUCCGAGAUCGUGACUCCCUUGCCCAGAAGUUGGAAUUCUAUCUUCACAUCCAUUUUGCCAUCUAUCUUCUGAAACACUCCGUAGGGAGACCUGACAAAGAGGGCCUGGAUGAGAGGAUUUCUUAUUUCAAAACCUACCUGGAGACCAAAGGGGCAGCGUUGAGCCAGACCACGGAGUUUCUCCCUUUCUAUGCUCUGCCUUUUGUUCCCAACCCCAUGGUCCACCCCUCCUUUAAAGAGCUCUUCCAGGAUUCUUGGACUCCAGAAUUAAAGUUGAAGUUGGAAAAGUUUCUGGCUUUAAUUUUUAAAGCCAGUAACACGCCAAAGCUUUUAACAUUAUACAAGGAGAAUGGACAAAGUCAUAAAGAAAUGUCGCAGCAGCUCCACCAGCAGCUGGUAGAAGCCGAGCGAAGGUCAGUGACGUACCUGAAGCGGUACAACAAGAUUCAGGCAGACUACCACAAUCUCAUCGGGGUCACAGCAGAGCUGGUGGAUUCUCUGGAGGCCACCGUCAGUGGCAAGAUGAUCACCCCGGAGUACCUCCAGAGCGUGUGUGUCCGUCUCUUCAGUGACCAGAUGCGGCAGAGCCUGGCCCACAGCGUGGACUUCACGAGGCCUGGGACGGCUUCAACCAUGUUAAGAGCCUCCUUGGCACCCGGGAAGCUGAAGGAUGUCCCAUUGCUGCCCUCCUUGGAUUAUGAGAAACUGAAGAAGGAUUUGGUUUUGGGGAGUGACCGCUUGAAAGCCUUCUUGUUGCAGGCUCUGCGCUGGCGCUUGACCACAUCCCAUCCUGGAGAGCAGAGGGAGACCGUUCUGGAAGCCUACAUCGGCAACGACCUCCUGGAUUGUCAUAGCCAGAGCCAGAGGAGAGUGCUCCAGCUGCUGCACUCCAGGAGCGAGGUGGUGCGGCAGUACAUGGCCCGGCUCGUCAAUGCAUUCGCAUCCCUGGCAGAAGGUCGCCUCUACCUGGCCCAGAGCACAAAGGUGCUGCAGAUGCUGGAGGAAAGGCUGAAGGAGGAAGAUGAGGACAUCGUCACCCGCGAGAACAUUCUUGGGGCCUUGCAGAAGUUCAGCCUCAGGCGCCCGCUGCAGACAGCGAUGAUUCGAGAUGGCCUCAUCUUCUGGCUGAUUGAUAUUCUGAAGGACCCCGAUUGCCUGUCGGACUAUACACUGGAGUACUCGGUGGCUUUGCUCAUGAACCUCUGCCUCAGGAGUGCAGGGAAGAACAUGUGUGCCAAGGUGGCGGGUCUGGUGCUAAAAGUUCUUUCGGAUCUGCUCGGCCAUGAGAACCACGAGAUACAGCCGUAUGUGAAUGGAGCUCUGUACAGCAUCCUUUCUAUUCCAUCCAUUCGUGAGGAAGCAAGAGCAAUGGGAAUGGAGGACAUCCUUCGCUGCUUCAUCAAAGAAGGCAAUGCUGAAAUGGUCCGCCAGAUUGAAUUCAUCAUCAAGCAGCUUAAUUCAGAAGAGCUACUGGAUGGUGUUCUUGAAUCUGACGACGAUGAAGAUGAAGAUGAUGAAGAGGACCAUGAUACUAUGGAAGCUGAUCUGGACAAAGAUGAGCUGAUCCAGCCCCAGCUUGGAGAGCUCUCAGGCGAGAAGCUUCUGACCACGGAGUACUUGGGAAUUAUGACGAACACAGGGAAGGCGAGGCGGAAGGGCCUGGCCAGUGUGCAGCAGAGUGCCGACGAGCCCCUGCGCCGGCCCGUCACCCCCGGCGGCCACAGGACCGGGUACCCAGUGUAAGUCCAGGCUAACAGAGGCGGGGAUUUCUUUUCUUAAGCUUUGUUUUAACUGCAGUGUAAGAUGUGUGUAUGGAAAAACUCAAAAUAAAACGUUCACAUUGGAAAGCA
This is a messenger RNA of Odobenus rosmarus divergens (Pacific walrus), 2260 nucleotides long. It is a transcript of the gene ARMC9, whose product is annotated as armadillo repeat containing 9. Gene Ontology annotation, molecular function: protein binding. NCBI's taxonomy places the organism in Eukaryota, Metazoa, Chordata, Mammalia, Carnivora, Odobenidae. Gene Ontology annotation, cellular component: ciliary tip; ciliary basal body; centriole. The record is from RefSeq and is a predicted model, not a curated record. Gene Ontology annotation, biological process: cilium assembly. Bases 156 to 2153 code for a protein of 665 amino acids. The transcript is spliced from 21 exons.